AGGGUGUGGGCGCGCUGGGUGCGGGACAAGGAAUAUACAGAGCUUAUAGAAAUCCAGAGUAUCUGAUAGAAUCCUAGGUGCGGGAGCAGGUGCGAAGGAUCCGCGCCCAGGAUGCCGGGUGUGCAUGGUGGUUUUGUGUGAGGCACGUUACCUCAGCAGCCUGUUGGGUCAGAUAGUGCGCAGGCAGCUGAGGUGUGCUCGUCUGUACUGUGAUGAAACCAAAGCUCGGAAGAGGCCACAGGGAGGGGGGAGAGAACUCAAAGACUGGAAAAUAGUGUUCUCACAUAACAACUGGGAUAAUGUUGUGUGGGAUGAGACUCAAGAAGCAGAGGCUAAAGCAAAAGUGCAAGUCAACUCUGAAGUAUUGCUGACGACUGAGGAGAUUGAGAAAUUGGAGCAAGAGGCGGCUGGCCAAUGGGAUGCUUUCUAUGGCAUCCAUCAAAACAGAUUCUUCAAAGACCGAAAUUGGUUGUUUACUGAGUUUCCUGAGUUGGCACCUCACCUGGCACACACCUUCCCUCAGAAACAGAACCCUGGAGAUGCAGCCUGCCCUCCUGCACCUCAAUCCCAGAACACUGCACUACUCAGUGAUGGGGAGGUGACAGAAAGUGAGAAACACAGAAAUAUAUUAGAAACCAGUAUUGAAAGAAUAUCACCUCCUCCACAAUCCUCAGAAUCCUCAAAUAUCACAGACAGAACCAGUCUUAACAGUGAUCCCUGUGAGAGCAUUGCGGAAUCACCACACACAUCUCAGGAAAAUAAUGCAACAGAUAGUUUUCCUGGCAAGGAUGCAACACUUCGUAUCCUUGAGGUUGGGUGUGGUGUUGGCAAUACUGUAUUCCCCAUACUGAAGACCAACAACAAAGAGGGUCUCUUUGUGUACUGCUGUGACUUCUCUAGUAUUGCUGUUGACAUUGUGAAGGAGUCUCCUGAUUAUGAUACAAAAAGGUGUCAUGCCUUUGUGUGUGACUUAUCCAGUGAGGAGUGGGAGACACCCUUCCCCAAAGGCAGCCUGGACAUCAUUGUGUGCAUAUUUGUAUUGUCUGCACUCCACCCUGACAAGUACCCACAGGUGAUCAGCAAGAUGGUGGAGUACCUACGGCCUGGUGGCUUGAUACUAUACCGUGACUAUGGCCGCUAUGACAUGGCUCAGCUGCGCUUUAAGAAGGGACGCUGCCUUGCUGACAACUUCUACAUGCGAGGAGAUGGCACAAGAUGUUAUUUCAUCACCCAAGAUGAAGUGAGGGAGCUGAUGACCCAAGCUGGUCUGGAGGAGGUGCAGAAUUUGGUGGACCGUCGGCUACAGGUCAACCGAGGCAAGCAGCUCACCAUGUACCGGGUGUGGGUGCAGGCCAAAUAUCGUAAACCUGCUCACCCUUGAUGAUCCUGCUGGUGUGGCAAGCUGAGUGGUUGUAAUUGCUGGAGCACAUUCAUCCCUGUUGCUUUGGGGAAUGAGGUGCUUCUUGUUACUCAGUGUGUGCAAGGUGAGUAUGGUAGGAUGUCAUCAAUGCGAAUGUCACUGAAUCAUUGCAUAUUUUUCUGCUCUUUUCACUGUUUAACUUAAACUUAUUUUCACUAUUUAAUUGAUCUGUGAAUAUUUCUUGUGUAUAUGGUGCUCAUUUACUUUACAUAUUAUGAUUGAAGCCAAAAGUGAAGGAAAGAUUGAGAAACGAAGAAUGUUGCAUAAAAAUGGUAAGAAGUGAAUCUUAAUAAAAGAAAUCAUAUGAAGUCUAUAAGUCUGAGUUUCUUAACAUAAUUCUGAAAGGACUUCUAAGUAUUAAAAAUAAAUGUCUAGUUUCCUUUUUUAUACAGAAGAAAAUAAAUUGUGCAAAGUGUAGAUAUUUUAAUAAAUAAAAUGUUGACUUGUUUUC
Molecule: messenger RNA, 1871 nt
Organism: Portunus trituberculatus (swimming crab)
Lineage: Eukaryota; Metazoa; Arthropoda; Malacostraca; Decapoda; Portunidae
Gene: Mettl2
Product: tRNA N(3)-methylcytidine methyltransferase METTL2-like
Exons: 7
Coding region: 125-1381 (418 amino acids)
Molecular function (GO): tRNA (cytidine-N3)-methyltransferase activity
Source: RefSeq, a predicted model, not a curated record